Lycium ferocissimum is the source of this 2894-nucleotide messenger RNA. Its product is annotated as subtilisin-like protease 4. The transcript has a single exon. Gene Ontology annotation, molecular function: serine-type endopeptidase activity. The coding region runs from base 548 to 2779 and encodes 743 amino acids. NCBI's taxonomy places the organism in Eukaryota, Viridiplantae, Streptophyta, Magnoliopsida, Solanales, Solanaceae. The record is from RefSeq and is a predicted model, not a curated record. Gene Ontology annotation, biological process: proteolysis.
AGAUUUGUCUGAAGCUGUACUUAAUUAGUGCUCUGCCCCUGAAUUCCGAGCUCGAACCUAUAAUCUUGCCUCUGACUACCUUAAUUCCGAGUAACUUGUGAUCGGCUAUACAAAUUUUCACUGUCUAUGUCGCUCCAUAUAUUUCUAUGAGGUUAAAUUUUAGCAGAUUGCUCUUCAAGAAUUCAAUCUCACUAUCUCUCUCUUCAAGUGAAUUCCAAAUGUUAAGUACUAAGCACUUCAGUAAAUUUCCUUCUAUUCUUGAUUCUUCCUUUAACUUUAUUUAUUCUUUCUCAUGAUGGUUCUCCUUUAUUUUUUCUUUCUCAUGACGGUUCUCCUUUCUCCACACAAUAAUACUUUAAUCAACAUGAGGGGAGCUAUCUGAUUUAACAAUUAAAAAAGUUUCUAUGGUCAGUUUACCUCGUAGAAAAUCAGUCAAACUUACAAGGCCAGAGAGCACUAUAUAUACUAGUAGUUCAAAGAAUGCCUAGUAUCAACUGUGCUUUACUAAAUACCAAGAAAUUAGAGCUCUUCUAACCCAUUUCCAGCCAUGAUGUUCUUGAAGUCCUGUCUUGUUUUUUGCAUGAUUAGUUGUUUAUCAUGGCCAACUAUUCAGAGCCCUUUAGAGACUUAUAUAGUUCAAGUUGAAUCUACAGAAAGCCAAAUUUCCACUCAAUCUUUAUCAGAUCAGGAUCUAGAGAGUUGGUAUCUUUCAUUUUUGCCAAAUACCAUAGCAACCACAAGCUCAAAUGAAGAAGUGCCGCGUUUAGCAUAUUCAUAUCGCAACGUGAUGAAAGGGUUUGCUGCAAGAUUAUCAGCGGAGCAAGUGAAAGAAAUGGAGAAGAAAACGGGCUUCAUAUCUGCGUGGCCGGAGAGGAUAUUGUCCUUACACACUACGCAUACUCCGAGUUUUCUUGGAUUGCAACUGAACACGGGUUUCUGGAGGGAUUCCAACUAUGGUAAAGGUGUGAUCAUUGGAGUCUUGGACAGUGGAAUUUCUCCUGACCAUCCUUCAUUUAGCGACGAAGGGAUGCCUCCACCGCCUGCUAAAUGGAAGGGCAAAUGUGAAUCAAAUUUCACUACAAAGUGUAACAACAAGCUCAUUGGUGCGAGAUCUUACAUACAAGACAAUCCUUCGCCAAUAGAUGAUGAUGGACAUGGCACUCACACGGCCAGCACAGCUGCCGGAGGUUUUGUGAAGGGUGCCAAUGUGUAUGGGAAUGCUAAUGGCACUGCAGUUGGGGUUGCCCCUCUUGCGCAUUUAGCCAUCUAUAAGGUUUGUGACGCUUCUGGUUGCCCAGACAGUAACAUUUUAGCUGCCAUGGAUGCAGCCAUUGAUGAUGGUGUUGAUAUCCUAUCCCUUUCCCUUGGUGGAUUUACUAGUCCCUUCCAUAAUGACCCCAUUGCGCUUGGUGCAUUUAGUGCAACCGAAAGAGGCAUUCUUGUGAGUUGCUCUGCAGGCAAUAGUGGUCCAUACAAUAAUUCUGUUGCAAACGAAGCCCCAUGGAUUCUGACAGUAGGUGCAAGCACUCUUGAUAGGAAAAUUAAAGCAACCGUUCAACUCGGAAACAAACAAGAAAUCGAGGGUGAAUCAGCUUUCCAUCCAAAGGCUUUCAACUCAACAUUCUUUCCUCUGUAUGAACCUGGAAAAGGUGAACGUGAAUUUACCGAAGGCUCUUAUUGCCAAGAUGGGUUAGCGUACACUUCUAAUGGAGGCAAAAUAGUUUUGUGCCAGGUAGGUGGUGGUAUUACAAGGGUUGCAAAAGGACAAGUCGUAAAGGAUUCUGGAGGUGUUGGCAUGAUUAUUAUCAAUGAUCCAGAAAACGGUUUCACAACAUCAGCCGAUGCUCACGUCCUUCCUGCCUUGGAUGUUACUUAUGCAGAUGGAAUGAAAAUUCUUGCCUACAUGAAUUCAACAAAUAAACCUGUUGCCCGGAUUACUUUCCAAGGAACUAUAAUAGGAGAUAAAAAUGCUCCUGUGGUUGCUGGAUUUUCUUCUAGAGGACCAAGCACGGCUAGUCCUGGAAUACUGAAGCCGGACAUUAUUGGUCCUGGUGUUAACAUUCUUGCUGCUUGGCCUACCUCCGUGGAGAACAACACAAACACAAAAUCUACCUUCAAUAUUAUUUCCGGCACAUCCAUGUCUUGUCCUCACCUGAGUGGAGUAGCAGCAUUGCUAAAAAGCGCUCACCCCGCUUGGUCUCCAGCAGCCAUUAAGUCAGCAAUCAUGACAACUGCUGAUACAAUAAACCUCGCCAACAAUCCCAUCCUAGAUGAAAGGCUACUUCCUACAAAUAUCUUUGCGGUUGGUGCAGGACACGUCAAUCCGUCAAGAGCAAAUGAUCCAGGACUAAUUUAUGAUACCCAAUUCAAGAGCUACUUACCUUAUUUGUGUGGUUUGAAUUACACAAAUCGAGAGGUUCGAGACCUUCUUCAACGCAAGGUGAAUUGCUCGGAAGUGAAAAGUAUUCCUGAAGCACAACUAAAUUAUCCUUCAUUUUCCAUCAUACUCGGAGUGAAUUCUCAAACAUACACAAGAACAGUGACUAAUGUCGGAGAGGCUAAAUCAGCUUAUAAUGUGGAGAUUUUUUCACCACCAGGAGUUUCCGUGAAUGUUAAGCCGUCUACUCUAAAAUUCUCCAAGUUGAACCAGAAGUUGACAUACCAAGUGACUUUUUCCAAAACAACCAACAACUCCAACAGUACUGUAGUUCAAGGAUUCUUGAAAUGGAUUAGUAAUAGGCACUCUGUAAGAAGUCCAAUUGCAGUUGUGCUAGUCUAGUAGAACUGCAAGAUUAUUGGAUUUCUGAUUUUGUUUUAUUUCUAAUGAUUUUUCCUUGUUCAAUAAACAUGUAUGUGCUUAGAUUCCAGAUCUAAGGGUCAAGACUUAUUUAAAA